Molecule: messenger RNA, 1619 nt
Organism: Dicrocoelium dendriticum
Lineage: Eukaryota; Metazoa; Platyhelminthes; Trematoda; Plagiorchiida; Dicrocoeliidae
Source: the annotation of a GenBank genome assembly
UGCAUUGCAGCCCCAGGUCUUUUACGACCUACUUACGAAUUGGACACUGAAGCUCUCGGUGUCCUCGACCGAACGCGUACUACACUACUGCUUAUGAGAGUUCGAUUAAAAUUCCGAAAUAUAUUUUACCCUCAUGAGCUUCAAUCGAGGGAUGUUAAACUGAUUGAGCUACUACUAGCGGCUUCGGAUCUCUUCAAGGUCGAUCUAUCAAAUGUUCAGUUGAGUUUAAAUGCUAAUGACUACUUUGGUAUUGAUGAAUCCGACACACCCAUUUCCCAAUUGGGAAUCGUUAGCGGCGACAUCGUCUAUGUCAAGUCUCUGGAAGCGCUUGAUGACAUCGCUCGGUCUAUGGAGCUCGAGAUUGCCAACUCCAUCCAUUCCUUGUACAAAACCUUGAACACUGUUCCUCGCACCACAAUCUUUCUCUACGCCAUUCCGGUGUACCUAUGUGCGACAACUAAGAAACUCAAGGGUGUCCGUGAUUUUAUUGAUGAUUUGUCCACUUCAAAGGACAUUACUCGGUUACAUUUUGAAUAUGGAUCCACACCUUUGACGCACAUUACCUUCACCCUAUACACAACUGGGAACGUAUUUUCGGUGGCCAUUAGCACCAAAGAAUUCGAUUUGGCGAAACAGUUGAGUUUUCCCAUUCGUGAUCAUCUAAUCGCUUCCGAAGUCACCAGCAACCGAGAUUUCGUUCCACAUCCAAGUGUCGUCUAUCGACAUUUACUAUUGCUCACUAAUCGAAUCAAAGACGAAUUGAUUGAACCUAUUUUAGUGGACGUGCACUCUCUCUGUGGGUUGCCUGAGCGACUUAUGCUCUCCACGCUGCCACCGGAAGUCCUGCAUCGUAUUCUGCUUUGGGUACCACUUCACUCGCUGGGCAAGUUGAUGUCUUGCAAUUCCGAGCUGUAUCGGCACAUCAAGUCGUUUUCCGCAGUCUGGCGAAUGCAUUUGGCCCGCUUGAAUGCGAAGAAGGAGCCUUUGUUGAACGCAGCGUUAACAAGGCAACUGCACCAAUUGCGAAAACCAUCCCCGCCAGCAUUGUCAUCGCCCGCUCAGCCACAUCGCAUUGACUCGGACGUAACCGCUUCACCCGCUCCCGAUACAAAGGCAGAAGAGCCAAACAAUGAAGAGGAUAGCUUAGCCGAAUUACCUGAGCAGGACACCACUCAAUCUUACCAUCGCUUUGUGGCUCGUUAUCGGAGUCUACAGAUGCAGAGGAGAAGUCGCGGUUUGAGUCCUGUCUUCAUUUAAAACAAAGUACCUGCGGCGUUCCUCCUUUUCUUACUUAUAUUGGCUAUUGCAUUCAGUCAUCUUGCACGCCUUCCCUUUGGCUUCAUCGCUUACCUGGUGGGUGCUAGUGAUCCAGUGUUCGUGCGACGACCGAGUACCCUUCGGUAUAAUUCUGUCCUUCCGCAUACUCUCUACAACUUAACGCGUGGCUGUUGAUCUACUGCUCCCCAACGUCCCUGUGUAUCCCCCCAUCCAACUCCUUCAAGUAACUUAUCAGCUAUCUAUCCUCACCAUCGGUUCAUCAGUUUCGGAAACCAUCAUGGUUUUCCUCAACUCUUGAGGCCAUUGACUCCGGAGCAUGAAUACAUGUUCACUUGACCGCA